GGAGCGGCCCUUGGUAAACGUGGAGCUGUCAUGGCGGCCCGCAGCUGAUCCACUUCCUGUGCCGGUGCGGGGUACGGCAGCAGGCUGAGGGGCAGGCGCGGGCUGCGCACAGCACUGACGUGUAAUGCGGUGACAGAUGUAUUUUAGGGGGCCCGCCGUGGGGCUCACCUUCUGCUCUUUGUACUUGGCCUUCUACUUUACCAACAAGUAUGUUCUGUCUGUUCUGAAAUUCACCUACCCUACCCUUUUUCAAGGGUGGCAGACCUUAGUGGGUGGCGUCUUUCUUCACAUAUGUUGGAAGCUAGGCUGGGUGGAGAUCAAUUGCGGAUCCAGGGCUGACAUUGUGGCAUGGCUUCCAGCAUCCGCAUUCUUUGUGGGCAUUAUUUAUGCAGGUUCCAGAGCCCUGUCAAGGCUGACCAUUCCUGUAUUUUUGACAUUGCACAAUGCAUCUGAAGUUGUGACCUAUGUAGUCCAGAGAAUUUUCUUCAGAGAGCAGACUUCUUACAAGCGAUUGUCCAGUGUCACUCUAUUGCUCAUCUCGGCUGGAUGCCUUCCAAUACACGACCAACAGUUUGAUGCAGACGGUUAUUUCUGGGCUGUCAUUCACCUGGUUUGCUCAGGAUGUUACAAAGCAUUCCAGAGAUCUCAGAAGUCAAGUUUACUGAGUGACAUUGAUCAGCAAUAUAUAAACUAUUUCUUCAGUGUUUUAUUUUUGGCCUUUGCUUCACACCCCACUGGCGACCUGAUUAGUGCAUUGGAAUUUCCCUUCCUCUAUGUCCAUACAUUUCACAGCGGAUGUUGUGCCAGUGGAAUUUUUGGGUUCCUGAUGAUGCUACUGUCUUUGAAGUUACGGAGUAGUCUGUCUCCUGCAUACCAUCUUUCAUGGGGUUUCCUUGCUAAGGUUCUUACAGCGGUUUUAUCCCUUUUUGUAUUUGAAAUAACCUUGAACGUUCCUCUGGCUAUAUGUUUCCUGACGUGUGUUCUUGGGGAGGCUCUUCUUGUGUAUACAGAGAAGAUGGGUGGAUGAGAAGAUAUUCAUGUACGUUUUUUGUCAGAAUUGGAUUUUCCAUGAUGCCAUCAAGCAAGCCAGAACUUUCAUUGAUUAUCUGAUGAUGGUCUCACAACAUGUUCUUAUGCACUAUUUACUGUGUUCAAGGGAUGGUAGAUGCAGCUGACUAUUGCAAGAAAAAGAAUUAGAGGGAGAAUAUACAUGACUACAACUGUGCAAAAUUAUUAUGCAAGUGAAAUAUUAAUACAAUUUCUGUAAAAUUAGCAUUAGUUUUGUUUUAUUUCUCAUCUUUUUAGAUGUCUGCUAUCAAUCUUAGCUUUGUUAAUUAGAUUGCGAGGUGAUCUUGGUUAAAGGGAAAGUUAUUUAAAGAGCGUGUUCCACAUUAUUAAAUAAGUCAUAGUUCUCAUGUAAUAUGGGGAGCAAGAAUGACCAUUCUGAAUGUUGAGUGAAAUAGUACAGUGUUUUGCAAAGGCAUGAAAACAACUGAUAAACUAUUUCACAAAAGUUAGUACACCCCUCACAUUUUUGUAAAUAUUUUAUAUCUUUUCAUGGGACAACACUGAAGAAAUUACACAGUGUACACAGAAAUUAACAGUGUAAAUGUGUUGUGCCCUCAAAAUAACUCAACACACAGCCAUUAAUGUCAUAAAGCUGCUGGUGUCUCCAAAAUGUCACAAACCUAUUGAUGAAGGAUCCUCCGCAGGCCACCCCUAAACAAAGCUCACAGAGAAGCGUUUGCAGUGGGCUCAGAAAUGCAAUUUUCAAAUGGUUAUAUUCCCCGAUAAAUGUUGUAUGAUCUUGAUGGGCUAGUGAACGGCCACCCUGUUCCUACAGGACUGCAACGUCAGCAAGGGAAUGGCGGAGUGAUGAUUUGGGCUGGAAUUUGCCAAGUGAAAAGGUAGGGUCCAGGAUUGUGUCAAAAUGAACUCUGGGUUAUA
Bufo bufo (common toad) is the source of this 1947-nucleotide messenger RNA. It is a transcript of the gene SLC35D4, whose product is annotated as transmembrane protein 241. Gene Ontology annotation, molecular function: antiporter activity. The transcript is spliced from 15 exons. NCBI's taxonomy places the organism in Eukaryota, Metazoa, Chordata, Amphibia, Anura, Bufonidae. The coding region runs from base 137 to 1027 and encodes 296 amino acids. Gene Ontology annotation, cellular component: Golgi apparatus. The record is from RefSeq and is a predicted model, not a curated record.